Molecule: messenger RNA, 2499 nt
Organism: Penicillium olsonii
Lineage: Eukaryota; Fungi; Ascomycota; Eurotiomycetes; Eurotiales; Aspergillaceae
Source: the annotation of a GenBank genome assembly
AUGGACGACUCCAUCUCCACGCCCGCCCAGCAAAAACGCCCGAGAGUGGCCGAAGAAAAUCGGAAGCGAGCUGUCCGAGCAUGCGACGGCUGCCGCCGGGUCAAAGAAAAAUGCGAGGGUGGCGUGCCCUGUCGGAGAUGCUCGCGCUAUAGUCGCCAAUGCACUUUCACACAUAUCGACCCCAGCGAAAAAGCGCGGUCAACCUCGGUUUCACUUUUGGACCGAGCCGCUGCGCUGAACCGCAAUGAGAUCGCGGAAGGUGAACGAGUGCGCCUGAUGGAACGACUACUCUCCCACUAUGUGCCAAACAUUACUUUCGAUAUCCAAUCGCUGCGCCAAGCUGCGGAAGAGCUGAAAAGCAAGCAUCGUGAUUCCGAAUCCGAUGCGAUCUCUACUAUGGAGGACCCCAAUGAGUUGGAGGAUCUUGCCAUUGAUGAUGAGCAUUUCACUAUUAAGGCGAUGCCGGAUAAUACAACCCAGUAUUCCGGUGAAUUUUCAUAUCUCAAUUUCACUAUGAAAAUUCGCAAAAAGAUCGAUGAGUGGAUGAAGACAGCGGCACCAGAUGCAACUUCCGAAGUUGAGCCCUUUGAAGAACGAUGGAGGAGUACGCAGCUUCAAUCUGCAUCUCCUGCAGUAUCAGCAUCGAUCACCUGUCUUCCACCCCGAUAUGUGGCCGACUUCCUGGUUCAGAUUUUCUUCAAAUACGCCCAAACCAACAACUUCUACAUUGAGGAAGAUUGGUUAAUUGAAAAACUGGGUAUAUGCUACACUGACCCUGACAGCUUGUCAUUUGAUGAUGCAGGUGCAGUGUGUUGUAUUCUUAUGGUACUCGCUGUUGGUACGCAAUUCGCUCAUAUGGAGUCUUCGACCCCCAUGAACCGCCUGCCUUCCGGCUCCACGGCAAAUCAGGACCAUCAUUUCUCGGAAGACGAGGUUGGCCUUACAUUUUAUCAAUUUGCCUCAAAGCUUUUGCCAGACAUUAUCGCUACUGCUUCAGUUCGCAGUGUACAAGCCUGUCUUCUUAUUGGAACUUAUCUACUUCCAUUAGACACAUCCGGCUUGUGCUACACUUACUUUGGCCUAGCACUGAAAUUAGCUAUCCAAAAUGGGAUGCACCGCAGAUAUCACGGCGAGGGACUCUCUCCACGCAUGAUUGAGGUCCGGAACCGUGUGUUUUGGACAGCAUUCACCAUUGAAAAGCGGAUCAGCAUUCUUCAUGGCAGACCUUCAUCAUUAUCAGAUCCCGACGUUGAUGGUCCCCUGCCAGUCGACUUCCCUGGGCUGAUGCCUGCCUCUCAAAUUUCCAACCACACUAAUAUGGUGGCUCUGAUUACAUUGACUUUGAAGCUUGGGCAGGUAUCACAUGAGAUCACUUCAUUGCGAACUUAUCGCAAAGAUCAACAGCACGAUUGUCUCGAGCGGCUUCUCAAUCUACGAAAGAACCUUGUGGACUGGUGGUCCACUUUGCCCGAAGAAAUUGUAUGCCGUGAUCUUAACCCGGGCGGACCUCUAUUUAGAUCCAACGUGCACCUCAAGUUGGACUACUGUCUAACAAGGGUAUUCAUUGGCCGUCCAUUCCUUUUCAGCAACAUCAAAGGCUUGUACCAGACUCCCUCUCAGACUACACCAUUCAAGGGGGCUUCUGGGUUGGCCAAGAAUCGCGCAACUCUCGUCACGGACUGCGUGGAGGCGGCUUUGGAGAUCAUCGAUCUAUGUCGGCUACUGCGCGAUGAAACAGGUCUCGCCAGAGCCUCAUUCACAGAGUUCAGCUCAUGUCGCGCGGCCUUGCUGGUCAUAUUAGCACAGGGUCUCACCAAACGAACUGAACGACUUGGUGCUGCUCUCGAGCAGGGCAUCUCUCUGAUCAAGAUCAUGUCCAUGGGCGUAGGGUCAGCUCGAUCAGCCGUCAGUGUAAUCGAAGCACUCGAACGCGCCAUUCGACGACUGGAAGCAUGGUCUGAAACCCAGCCCGAAAUGAGCAACGGAGGCGUUGUCGAAUCUGCAUAUGACAGAUUCAAAAAUUGGGAAAUGCUCUGGAAGGCCGGGCCCAUCUCACCAUCCACAUUGGCCUGGCAGCAACAGGAGGCAUUCUCUCAUGAACAGAAAAUGCCUUCCGGCCUUCCGCGUCACGCAUCUGCUGUCCCGGGCCCGGCCACUAUGAUCCCAGGCACUCCCAUGACUCCUCCUUCGGCGGCUAUGCUACAGACAAACGGGGCUAUACCGACCCCCGGUGGACCUGAUCAGGAACUUGCCGAGAGCGAUGUCCCAGGUAGUGCACUCUCGGACACAUUCCCCAUUUCUCAUCAAUCUCUUUCUCAUAUGCCACAUUUCGGUUUCGAUCAUUUUGUUUCAAACUUCCCGCAAGAGCUUGGGGAGUUCACUGCGAUUCCUAUCUUUGAAUCGGAUGCCCAGGGUCAGCCCAAUGGUAUGGGCGGUCCCGAAAUGAGGACGCCAGGCAGUGCGUCUGAUCCUCAUUGGCUCCAGUUCAUGAGGGAGUGA